Messenger RNA from Scomber japonicus (chub mackerel), 4176 nucleotides. RefSeq lists its product as uncharacterized. The transcript is spliced from 25 exons. The record is from RefSeq and is a predicted model, not a curated record. The coding region runs from base 1 to 4176 and encodes 1391 amino acids. Lineage: Eukaryota; Metazoa; Chordata; Actinopteri; Scombriformes; Scombridae. Gene Ontology annotation, molecular function: serine-type endopeptidase activity. Gene Ontology annotation, biological process: proteolysis.
AUGGAGAAGAGCCAUGAUCGCUCCAGGGGCUUGAGCACCCUGGAGAAGUGCCUGAUAUUUCUCUUUGUGGCCAUGACCGGCGCCUGCAUCGGCCUCGUAGUCAUCUACUUCACGGACAAAUCUGAUGCUUCUGCUCAUACAGAAGGGCUAGACUCAGGCUGCAAUGGACCUCAGGAGCUCACCGGAGAGUCAGGCACCUUCACCAGCUUUAACUACCCUAACAGCUACGCCAACGGGAAGAGCUGCACCUGGCACAUCACCGUGGAACCUGGCAAGGUUAUCCAUCUGUGGUUUGAGGACUUUGCUUUAGAGGACACUCACAUCUGCUCUGCAGACUCCGUCACACUACAAGAUUCACUGGGAAUCAUUGGGAAAUACUGUGGCUACGAAAAACCAAAGCCGAUGGUGUCAAUGACAAACCGCCUGACUGUCUUCUUUGACACCAAUGACAGAAAAACAGACCAAGGAUUUAAGGCUCAUUAUAAAGCUGUGUCUCCAGAACUCACAGCAGAAAUAGCCGGAGCUGGUGGCUUUCUCCAAGGUGACCAAGGGGAUCUGUUGACCCCCGGCUUCCCAGAGCAGAAUUAUGUGAACGCAGCAUUAUAUCAGUGGAGAAUCACUGUGCCUGAAGGCCAGAGGGUUCGACUGACAUUCACCUUCUUUGACCUGGUGCCUGAGGUCUGUGGAGACUUUAUUCAGGUGUAUGAUGGCUACAAGGCUGGCUCUUCUCUAUUAGGUAAAUUCUGCGGUGGGACAAUGCCAAACCCAGUGGAGUCCAGCUCCAACACGAUGCUGGUCCGCUUCAAAACGGACAACAGUUUGACUUCUAAAGGAUUCAGAGCAACCUACACAAAGUCCAGCCUUCCACCUGUUAUUGUUACCACCACCACAUCCAGACCCCACACUACACAAACCCUUCCACCUACCACAUCUUCUGGAGGUGGUACAGUGAUCCUCAGUGGGCGUAAAGGAGUGAUCCAGUCUGAAGGUUACCCAAAUUCAUAUCCUUCUCAUCUGAAAAGUUCCUGGAAGAUAACUGUGCCCAGAGGAUUCAGGGUUAAACUGCACAUCACCGACUUGGCCAUCACAGGAGAGACUGGACAAUGCAAGGAGGACAAACUGAUCAUCUCAGAUGAUUACAGCACACUAGGCACACACUGUGGCUACAUCCUUCCUCCAGUGGUGGUCAGUGCCACUGACACAAUGUCUGUCACCUUCCAGUCUGACAGUCGCCUCACAGACCGAGGAUUCUCUGCCAAGUGGGAGGCUGUGUAUCCUGAGGAUGUUGCAGAAAUCCAGGGCUGUGGAGGUUAUUCCAAACAGGAAACAGGCGUUAUCAAGUCUCAGAACUGGCCUAUGAACUACAAGGCUAAUGCUGAGUGCAUGUGGAACAUCCUGCUGCCUUUUGGGGAAAAAAUCACACUGAACUUCACCCACUUUGACCUAGAAGGCAAAGAUUUCUUGACGUCCAAAUGCUAUGAUAACAUAGUGGUCUACGACAUCAAUAGUUUGUCUAAUAAUCUGAUUCAAAAGCACGGUCCAUUUUGUGGGACUAAGCUGCCUGGUAUCAUCCAGACAAAAGGCAACAGGCUGCUGAUCCGCUUCCAUUCAGACUUGUUUACUGAAGCCAAAGGCUUCAGGGCCUACUGGACCACAAACCCCAGCCUGCCUCCUCCUACUGAGCCGCCUGCUUUGCCCAACCCUUGGGACGAAAUCCCCAUAGACUGGCCCAGUCCAUGUGGGAAACCAGCCAUUCCUCCUACUGUUGUGUCACGCAUUGUGAAUGGAGAACCAGCUAAACCACACUCCUGGCCCUGGCAAGUGUCCAUGCAGGUCUGGCCAGCCAGUCGCCCAGAACCAACAUUUUUCCAUACCUGCGGUGGUACACUUAUUCAUAAGAACUGGGUACUUACAGCUGCCCACUGCUUCAUAAACUAUGCUGAUGAGCUGCAUCGCUGGCGCAUGUGCCUCGGCAAACACAACCUGACCUACACAGAGCCGAGUGAACGCUGCUUCAAUGUGUCUGGUAUCUAUCGCCAUGAGGGCUUCAAGUAUCCCACGGUGCCCACGGUGGAGUUUGACAUUGCCCUGAUCAGGCUGGAUGGGGAAGUGACACCCAGUGCUCAGAUCUCUUACGCCUGCCUUCCCUCUGAGGAGGAAAUGCUACCUGGGGACAAAAAGUGCUAUGCCACCGGCUGGGGAGAUGAAACAGGUGAUUCACUGAAUGCUAAAGUCGCAGAGACUCUUAACCAGGUGGCCCUGCCUGUUGUGCCGUAUGACACCUGCAAGAGGAUGGAUUAUUGGUGGUUCCAAGUCAAGACCUCCAUGAUCUGCUGUGGUUAUACCCUGCCUGAUGAGCUCAAAUCUGUCUGUCAGGGAGAUUCAGGUGGUCCUCUGGUGUGCCAGGAUGCCCCCAAUAGUCAAUGGGAAGUUCAUGGUAUAACUAGCUUUGGUCCUAUUGGAUGUAUUAUGAAUAAGAAGCCUUCCGUGUUCACCCGCUCCUCUGCCUACAUCCCCUGGAUCAAGAACGUCAUACGCAGAGACAUCUACAAUGAGCACACAUCUGGCUGUGGUGGGGCAAAGGACUUGACUGGCACACAUGGCACUCUGUCCUCUAUGGGUUACCCUGGCAGCUACAGCAACAAAGCCCGCUGCCAGUGGAACAUCCAGGUGCCCGACGGCAAACUGGUCCAUCUCCAUUUCCACAAUUUCUCCCUGGAGGAAAGUCAGCUGUGCAUGAAUGACAAAGUCAGCCUCACUGACAGUAUAGGAAGUUUAGGCACCUACUGCAGCCUAUUACCCCCUCAAGACCUGGUGAGUGAUGGGAACGCACUUCACAUCAGCUUCUCCUCCAACGACAAGGUGGUGGACACAGGCUUCAAAGCCACGUGGAAGGUAGUGGACCCAUCAGAGGCUCCUUGUGGUGGACAUUUCAGCAGUUCUCAGGGUGAAAUCACCUCUCCUAACUGGCCCAAUGACUACAACUCUCAGUCUGUGUGCACAUGGCGCAUCAACAUUCCUUCAGCAAAAAGUAUCCAUGUGGCCUUCACUCACUUUGAGCUGCAAGCUGUAAACAUGUUAGGAAACUGCGUGGACUAUGUGGAGAUCUUCAAUGGAGAAAGCAUGACAUCGCUAGGACGUUUCUGUGGUUUUGCCCCUCCACCCAAACUUGACAUUUCAAGCAACACAGUCAUCGUUCGCUUCCUUAGUAACAGUGCCAAUCAGCAGAUGGGUUUCCGUGGUUACUGGACCGUUAAUGCCGGAAUUAUCCCAACUUUACCUCCUCCACUUCCAAACCCAUGGGACAACAUCACUAUCACCUGGCCAGAAAAUUGUGGAAAUCCAGCAGUGACACCUAGCACAGCCACAAUGAGGGUGGUUAAUGGAGUAGAGGCAGUCCCCCACUCCUGGCCCUGGCAAGUCUCCAUGCAGGCUUCACCAAUGUCUCCCAUACCUUACAUGCACGGUUGUGGAGGUUCUUUGAUUCACAAGGAAUGGGUCCUAACUGCUGCUCACUGUUUCAUGUUCCCACUGAAUAGACCCUCCUUCUGGCGCAUGUGUUUAGGGAAGCACCACAUGAACUCCUCCAUGGAUGUUCCCUCAGCAGAGGCAUGCUACAAGGUCGACGGUAUCAUCCGACAUGAGGGGUUCGUCUACGAGCAGGAUCGCAAUGACAUCAGCAAUGACAUAGCCCUGGUGCAUUUGACUGAGCCCGUCAAUAUGACGAGAGAGAUCAGCCCCAUCUGUCUGCCCAAACCUGGUGCUGAGAUGGCUGGUGGGACACCCUGCUUUGUUACGGGCUGGGGAGAUGAGAAAGGUAACCUGUUCCCCAAAGUGUCUGAGAAGCUAAAUCAGGCAGCUCUCCCUAUUGUUGACUUCCAAACCUGCAGUAAGCCUGCAUACUGGUGGGACGUCCUCAGGCCCUCCAUGAUCUGUGCUGGCUAUGAGUCCCCAGAUGAGCUUAAGUCAGCCUGCCAGGGUGACUCUGGCGGUCCUUUCGCAUGCAAGGCUGAUGCAGCAAGCAAAACCUGGGAGGUGCAUGGUAUUGUCAGUUUCGGACCUCAGGGCUGCAUCAAAGACAAGAAACCCUCAGUUUUUACCCGCAUCUCUGCCUUCAGUAACUGGAUCGACCACAACAUCAAGAAGUUCAUGUAUGAAAAUGGCAAAACCAACUAA